CAGCUUUGGGUGGAUGUGGAAGGAGCCCUUCUGCAUUCGCCUGUAUUUAGCCUUUUUUUUAUUUUUUUUCUCCUUCCUUUCCAGGGCUGCUGAAGACUAGAGUCCUUUUUCCCAUUUCUCCACCCCUCCUAUUCCUCCCCCUUUCCCAGUCUCCAGAUGAUGCCUCCCACUUGUGCUGCAUGCAGACCCUAGUUCUGCACCUCUGCAGAGAGAAGGGAGGGAGGGGAAGCAGGGCUUUUCUUAUAUUACAAUGUAUUUUAUUUAUUUAUUAGGAGGAUCUCCCAUUUGGACCUAGAAGAUUUCCGCAAGCGUGUUGUCAGGAUUUGUAUCAUUUAUAUAUUAUUUAUUUUUUUUUCCCUUCAUUUUAUAUAUAUAUAUUUUUUUGCCUUUCCUAUAAUGGCAUUACUACAUCGCGGACCCUGGAUUACCCUGUUGUAUUAGGACUAUUUGUUUGGAUUGUUUUUUUACGUUUAAUCUCUGGGAGGAUUAUCAAACUAGUUUUAUUAAGAAAAUGGAGAAUGAUCUUUUUACUCCAAUCCUGGAACAUUUCAUGAGCAGUCCCCUAGUGAGCUGGAUCAAGACUUUCGGAGCCUUGGUCAAAGGAAAUGGGACCCUGCUGGAUGAAUAUGUGGCUUUAGUGGAUGGCGUUUUCCUCAAUGAGGUCAUGUUUCAAAUAAAUCCCAAAGCAGAUAAUCAAAAAAUUUACAAAAAGAUCAACAAUGAUGCCUCCCUUAGAAUACAAAACGUAUCUGUCCUGGUGAAACAAAUCAAGUCUUACUAUGAGGAAUCCUUACAACAGUUGGUUAUGAUGACUUUGCCGAAUGUUUUGAUUAUUGGCAAAACUCCAUUUUCUGAGAAAGGUACUGAAGAGGUGAAAAAAAUGCUUCUUCUCCUAUUGGGGUGCGCAGUUCAGUGUGAAAGGAAAGAGGAAUUUAUUGAUAAAAUUCAAGAUUUGGAUUUUGACACUAAAGCAGCUGUGGCGGCUCACAUCCAGGAGGUUACGCACAAUCCAGAAAAUGUAUUUGAUCUGCAGUUAUUGGAGCCGACCGAUCUACCCUCCGAAGAUCUGGAAUCCUUAUUGAAGAGCACAGCGUUCCAUCUGAAGAGGCUGGUAGAUGAAAGAGAUGAACAGUCCGAUACAAUUACAGAGCUGACAGAAGAAAGAGACUCCCUCCACUUCACACCUCUACCACCAUCGGCACAGUCUCCCUCCGGAUCCCCAGGCAUGAGGCGGACUGAGAGCAGACAGCACCUGUCAGUGGAGCUUGCAGAAGCCAAGGCGAAAAUUAGGGGGCUGAGGCAGGAGCUGGAAGAAAAGACGGAACAAUUCCUGGAUGUAAAACAAGAGGUCGCACAACUGGAAUCUGAGCUCAAGAGACUGCAGCAAGAGAACAUGAAACUGCUGGCUGAUGCUAGAUCUGCUCGACUGUAUAGAGAUGAGCUGGAUGCACUCAGGGAAAAAGCAAUUCGAGUUGACAAGCUUGAAAGUGAAGUGAGCCGAUACAAAGAGCGGUUGCAUGACAUUGAGUUCUACAAGGCCAGGGUAGAGGAACUUAAAGAAGACAAUCAGGUACUUCUGGAAACAAAGAACAUGUUGGAAGACCAGCUGGAAGGUGCUCGAACCCGCUCAGAUAAACUACACGAGCUGGAGAAAGAGAAUAUACAGAUGAAGGCUAGAUUCCAUGAUUUAGAGAUGGAGCGUGACAUGGACAGGAAGAGGAUUGAGGAACUAAUGGAGGAAAACAUGACCUUGGAAAUGGCGCAGAAGCAAAGCAUGGAUGAAUCCUUACAUCUUGGAUGGGAACUGGAACAGCUGUCCAAAACCAGUGAUCUUCCUGAAACACCACAGAAGUCUCUUGGACAUGAAGUAAAUGAGCUGACCUCCAGUCGUCUGUUAAAGCUAGAGAUGGAAAACCAAACCUUGCUGACUACAGUAGAAGAGCUGAAGAGUGCUAUGGGUUCUACAGAAGGUGCUAGUGCCAAAUUACUAAAAAUGGAAAAAGAAAACCAAAGACUAUGCAAAAAGCUUGAGAAAAUAGAAGCUGAAUUAAAUCACGAGAGACAAACCAUCGAGAGCAGCCAACAUCUGAGCAGUGACCUUAUGAAAGAGAAGUCACAGCUGGAGAAGAUCAUUGAGACACUGCGUGAGAACUCGGAGAGACAGAUCAAAGGGCUUGAACAAGAAAAUGAGCAUUUAAACCAAACCAUUGCCUCAUUGCGCCAACGCUCACAGAUCGGGGCUGAGGCGAGAAUGAAGGACAUUGAAAAAGAAAACAAGAUUCUUCACGAGUCCAUCAAGGAAACAAGUGGUAAAUUAAACAAGUUGGAAUUUGAAAAGAAGCAUUUGAAAAAGGAGCUUGAACACUACAAAGAAAAGGGGGAGAGGGCAGAGGAACUCGAAAAGGAGCUGAACAGAGUGGAGAAAGAAAAUGAACAUCUACAAAAGAAAAUAACCAGUUUGAACAUUGUCUGUGAAAAAACAGAAUCCUUAGAACAAGAAAAUGUAGGUUUAGAAAUUGAAAACAGAAAGCUGAAGAAAACAUUGGAUAGCCUCAAAAACCUCAAAUAUCAGAUGGAGUCAUUGGAGAAGGAGAACAGUCAACUUGAGGAAGAGAACUUAGACCUGCGGAGAAUUGUGGAGUCACUCAAAAGCACAAAUAUUAAGGUGGCUCAGCUGGAGCUGGAAAACAAGGAACUGGAGAGUGAGAAGGAACAAUUGAGGAAAGGUAUGGACCUCAUGAAAGCAUCUUGCAAGAAAAUCGAGCAUUUAGAAGUCAGCUACCAGGGACUAGACACCGAAAACCAAAGGUUACAGAAGGCUCUGGAAAACAGCAAUAAAAAAAUCCAACAACUCGAAAAUGAACUACAAGACCUAGAGACAGAAAACCAUACUCUGCAGAAGAACUUGGAAGAGCUGAAGAUAUCAAGUAAGAGGUUGGAACAACUAGAAAAGGAGCAUAAGCUGCUGGAGCAAGAAACGUGUCAGCUAGAAAAGGACAAAAAACAACUAGAGAAAGAGAAUAAAAGGUUACGUCAACAAGCGGAGAUUAAAGACAUCACACUGGAGGAGAACACUGCGAGGAUCUCCAAUCUGGAGAGGGAAAAUAAGUUACUGUCCAAGGAAACAAGUGCAUUCAAAGAAUCAUGUACUAGGCUUAAAGAACUGGAAAUUGACAAUAAGGAGCUUGUGAAAAGAGCGACCAUUGACAAGAAAAUGCUAAUAACAUUAAGAGAGGAUUUGGUGAAUGAGAAGGUGAAAACACAACAAACUAAUAAUGAACUGGAAAAACUAACCCAUGAACUGGAAAAGAUUGGACUGAAUAAGGAUCGUCUCCUACACGAUGAGCAGACAAGUGAUGAUGAUAGCAGGUACAAGCUCCUGGAAUCCAAAAUAGAAUCAACAUUGAAGAAGUCACUUGAAAUCAAAGAAGAAAAAAUCGCUUCUCUUGAGGCACGGUUAGGAGAGUCGGCAAAUUUUAACCAGCAACUCCGUCAGGAACUGAAAACUGUGAAGAAAAAUUAUGAAGCACUCAAACAGAGGCAAGAAGAAGAGAAGCUGGCACAUAGCUCUCCCCCACGGCCUGGGGAUGACUCUGUACCUGUGAGUAAGUGGGAGAGGGAGAGCCAGGAGACCACCAAGGAGUUGCUGAAGCUCAAGGAUCGCUUAAUAGAAAUCGAAAGAAAUAAUGCCACAUUGCAGGCUGAGAAGCAAGCACUAAAAACUCAACUGAAACAACUGGAAACACAGAAUGAUAACUUACAAGCUCAGAUCAUGGCGCUCCAAAAACAAACAAUAUCGCUGCAAGAGCAAAACACAACACUGCAGACUCAAAAUGCCAAGCUUCAGGUUGAAAAUUCUACAUUGAACUCACAGAGCACGUCACUUAUGAACCAAAAUUCCCAGCUCCUGCUCCAGCAGUCAAGCUUAGAAAGUGAGAAUGAAUCUCUAGUGAAAGAACGAGAAGAACUGAAAUCCAUGUAUGAGUUAUUAGUAAAAGAUCAUGAGAAACUGGCACAAGUCCACGAGCGACAAGCGGCAGAAUAUGAAUCGCUUAUUUCUAAACAUGGAAACCUGAAGUCCGCUCAUAAAAACCUUGAGGUGGAACACAAAGAUCUUGAGGACAGGUACAACCAGUUGCUAAAGCAAAAAGUUCAUUUAGAAGACCUGGAAAAAGCUCUGAAAGAAGAACAGGCAAAAAUGCUGCAAGAGAAUAAGGAGCGUGAGAUGCUGUCCUCAGACUAUCAGCGGCUCACUGAAGAGCAUGAAAGGCUUAAUCAUACCUAUAGACAGCUACUACGUGAAAAUGAAAGUCUUCAAAGUGACCAUAAAAACCUAAAGACCUCAAUAAACAGUGGAAAACUGGAGCAGACUCGACUAGAAGCUGAAUUCUCCAGACUGAAAGAGAAAUAUCAGAAGUCAGAUAUCACAGUCACAAGUCUGACCAACCAGUGUGAGCUUCUACGUCAAGUGAAAGGAAACCUUGAAGAGGAGAACAGACAUUUGAUGGGCCAGAACCAAAUCUUAGCAUUACAAAACAAGACAUUGCUGGACCAGAAUAUGGAAAGCAAAGAUUUCUAUCAAGUUGAACAAAGACAAUAUAUGGAUAAAAUAAAUGAACUAAGACGGCAGAAAGAAAAACUAGAAGAGAAGAUCAUGGAUCAGUACAAAUUCUAUGAACCUUCUCCCCCAAGACGGAGAGGUAAUUGGAUAACCUUAAAGAUGAGGAAGCUUAUCAAGUCUAAGAAGGAUGUAAGCCGCGAACAUGUGAGAUCUCUCACUCUUCCACCUUCUCGAUCGGAGUCCGGUGAAGGAUUCUUACAGCUACCUCCUCAGGACAGCCCGGACAGCUCCUCUGUGGGCUCCAAUUCUCUAGAGGACGGGCAUCCCCUUGGAGCCAAAAAGAGCAGCACUCUGAAAAGACUGCCCUUUAUGAGGAACAGACCGAAGGAUAAGGACAAAAUGAAGGCCCUCUACCGUCGCUCUGUGUCCAUGAAUGACCUGGUCCAGUCCAUGGUCCUGGCAGGUGGACAGUGGACAGGUAGUGCUGAGAAUCUGGAAGGUCCUGAUGAAAUUCCUACCGGCAAAAGGAGGAAAGAUUUGGGAACUAUGGCCUUCUCCACCACAGCGAUCAACUUUUCAACAGCCAGCCAGUCCGGGAGCUUCAGAACCAAGCAGAUUAUUAAGAGUAAAGAUGGUGCAUCCUAUGAGGAUAUCAGUGGUCAAGGUGUCCAUGAUGAUUCAUAUAUGACAACUGCAGGUCUAGCUCCCAGGCCAGCCAGUCUUGAUAGUGGCAGGACAUCCUAUAGUAAUAGUAAUAAUAAUGCUUCACUUCAUGAAGUGACAGGUCCAGUGACUAGUCAGAGUAGAUCUCAAAGCCACAGCAGUGGGGACUUCAACCAGCAACAUGAUAAUGAAGUAUGGUCCAACAGUAGUAGUCCAGUUCAGUAUUAUGGUUAUCGCUUGAAAAAAAGUGCUGCAUCCAGCCCCAUGCUUAGACUGAAAUCCUGUGAUGGAAUGGAAAGCUUGGCCCAGUCUAAGAAGAGACUUGGAUCACCGGGUAGUGAAAUGGUAUCCCUUAAACAGUUUUUACAAGAAAGUAACAAGUUGACAGUGAGUCAGAUUCGGUCUGGAAGCCAGGAAGACCUAUUAGAUGAAGUCAUCAGAAGCUUAUCUAGCUCUAGUGAAUUAGCAGGAUUACAAUCCCCAUCUCAGCUGUCUCCUGCACUAUCAUUGACCGACAGAAAGACUGCAAAACCGGAACUGAUUGUACAGCCCAGCUCUGCGAAAGCUGAGGAAAAUACAAGAUUUCCAUUCCCUACAGUGAUCAAUGUUCAGUCAUCAGGUGGAGAUUCUGCCACAGGUCAAGGGACUGUGUGUCAACAACAGCAAACAAAAGAUGCCAAGCAAUAUGCCACCUUACCUCGUGCUAGCAGCGUCAUUUCCACUGCUGAGGGUACCACUCGAAGGACAAGUAUACAUGAUUUUUUAUCCAAAGACAAUAGGUCACCUGUAUCAGUUGAUCCAUCACCUACAAAGGAAGAUGCCCCAUCGUUAUUGAGUGAGUACCGUGCAGUCAAGCAGUGUCCUACUACGCCCACCCACAGACCCCCUCCUCGUCUAGUUGAUGAUGGUCUUCACUGUUGCUCUGGGUGUGAUUUAGUUCACUAUAGUAAAAAUACAGAUAAUACAGUUAGUUUGUGUUAUACAUCACCGUGCAUGCCUUUCCCAUACCUUUCCCUGAACCCAGAUUUGGUAAGUAGCAUUAGUGGUCCACCAGGAGACAGAACAAUUGCAUUUUCUACUGAAAGACUAGAUUGCAGCGAGACAAAAAUACACAAUGUAAAUGGUGCAUUGAGUAGAUGUGAUCAUUCUUCCCAAUGUUUAGAGAGAAAUGACGCUGAGACGUCUUCACUUGUUUCUGAAGAUAAUCAAAGUAUUUGGUAUGAGUAUGGCUGCGUGUGAAGAAGACCUAUUCAUCAGUAUAUAUAUAUGUGGAACACAAAGACCUUUACUGCAUGGAACAACAUGGCUAUUAAAUGUCAUUGGUGUGUGUGUGACAGAUAGUGAUACUCAACUUAUUUGUAUUCAGAUAUUAUAAUAGCGAGAACACUAGGUAUAUGGUAUCUACCUCAAUUUUGUCAUUUUACCAGGUUGAUUUUUAUGCUAAAUAAAUUUAUUUUGAGAUUUUUUUUGAACAAAUGGUAUUUUUGUAAGAUAUGAUAUAACUUUAUUUACUACAUAGCUAAUAUGCAACAAAAGUAUAAUCAAGUGGGGACGUUUAUUUUAGGAAGUAACUGUACUUAGAAGUUCUUCAAUUUCAUUAGAGCUUACUAGAAUCUAUGUAAAAGCAAUAAACAAUAUACUGGUAUUACAAUGCGGAAAGUGUGACUACAAUGACAUGUUGAGUACCACUGGUCUGUCAGUACCCUUGUAUUGUGUGUAAGUAAAUGCAUGUUAGGACUGGUGCAUGCUACAACCUCUUGUAGAUAUAACAUCAGAGCCGGUUUUAUAGAAGGUGGGGCCACAGGUAACAAGCAAAGGCUUUUGGCUCUUUACCAUUUUAGACAAAAUUUCUUGUCAUUUCAGUCUAUUUUAUACCACCUUAAAGGAGAAGUAUCACGUUGAAAAAUGUAUCCCCUAUUCAAAGGGGAGUUUGGGGAUGAGGCCACAAGGUUUACACCUGGAUUUGGGGAUUUUCUGCCAUUCUUCUUGGAGGAUACUUUUAAGUUCUGUCAGGUUGGAUGGACCGAUGCACCAUCUCUCUUCAGAGAUGUUUCAUUGGGUUCAGUUUAGGACUGUGGCUGGGCUACUUAAGGACAUUUACAGAGUUGUUUCUAAGUUCCUCCUGUAUUGUUUUGGCUGUGUGCUUAGGGUCAAUUGGGGAGAUUUCUCAAAAUCUGUGUAGAGGAAGAGUGGAACAGUUGCCCACAGCAACCAAUCAGAUUUCUUCUUUGAUUUUUCAGAGGUCUUUAUUUUAAUUGAAAGAAGCAAUCUGAUUGGUUGCUAUGGGCGCUCUGGGUCAGAUUUUCAUUAAGAAUAUAUCUCUGUACUUUAUUCUAUUCAGCUUCCCUCAACUCUGACCAGUCUUCUUUUCCCAGCUAAAAGGACAUAAUGUUAAGAAUUAAGGCAAAAAUUCAGUUUCAGACAGUUUCUUGAUCAUAUUUCAAUUCAAGGCCCUUCUCCCCUGAUUACUUAGCUUGGUGGGGCAGUCAGAUCUAGAUAGAGUCCUGGUUGUUCCAAACUUUUCCAGUGAAAAAUUAUGGAGGCCUUUGUCGUCUUGGGAACUUUCAGUGAUACCAAAAUAUUUUUUGUACCCUUCUCCAGAUCUGUACCUCCACACAAUUCGGUCUCUGAGCUCUACAGGCAGUUAUUUCUCCUCCUGGUUUUGUUAUUGCUCUGAUAUACAUUGUCAGUUGUGAGACCUUAUAUAGACAGGGCUUUCUUUCCAAAUCAUGGGGUCAAAAUAGAUUUUCUUAAUUUUUUUUAGCACACGGCCUCAACAUGAAAAAAAGUUAAAGGCUCUGAAGACUUUUCAGUUGCACUGUAUUAUUCCUAUGUUUCCUCUGUAGCACACUACAUAUUUAGAUAUUCAAGAAAGUGUAAACUCUAUAGCAAUCCUUUUCAGGAGUAAUUUUCUCCCAACUAUAGAGUGGUCUAUAAGGCCAUCUUUACAUAUGUCCAGCAUCCAGCAUCUUUUCCCUCCGGUGCUGUAGAAAAUGUGCCAGAGGGAAACUGAUGCUAAAACUGACCCUUUUCGUUUGAAUGGGACAAUUUACAUUCAUCUUGCAUCUUAGUUUGGAUGUCAGAUGAUUGGACUCACCAGACCGGCUCCGGAGAGGAGACUGCAUCUUGCUAUGUUCCCCCGUCCAGUGUUCAGAAACAAUGGACGCCGGAUGCUAUGAGGUGUAAGGCUAGGAUUACAUAUGUCCAGUGUCCGGCAUAUGUGAACCCACCCUAGACAACAUGCAUCAGUUGUGGCAUCUGUUGCGUUGAGAUCUAGGGUGGGUUCACGUAUGCCGGACACUCGACAUAUGUAAUCCUAGCCUUACACUUCUUUCUGAAGACAACAACUGAGUAUUAUAAGUUUUGAGUUGUUCUGUGUAAAUUGUCUGACGUGUAACAUGUAUGACCUGUCUCUUUGCUUCAGCUUGAAAGGAGAAUUCAUUCUAACACACAUCUAGCUGAUAAAUGACAAAUGCAUGAUAUUGUAAAAGAAUGUCUAAGAGAAAUGCAUGUGGCUGCUGUACACAAUACAUGUAUACUGCUUAUUGUUUUCUUACAUAGACAUAUGGGGGAAGAUUUAUCAAAACCUGUGUAGAGACAGACUGGUGCAGUUGCCCAUAGCAACUAAUCAGAUUGCUUCUUUAAUUUUUCACAGGCCUCUUUAAAAAUGAAAGAAGUGAGCUGAUUGGUUGCUAUGGGCAACUGCACCGCUCUUCCUCUGCACAGGUUUCGAUAAAUCUCCCCCAUGGUCUUGAUAACAGAAGAAAUAUUACAUUACAACCAAUGCAUAUGAUUGUUUGCCAUUGGUUUCAUUUAUUAACAUUAUCCAUACCAUGAUUUAAUACAAGCAUUUACAUGAAUACCUUAUAAUGUAUGUACAUGUGGGUUUUAUAUUGCAACAGCAUAUUUAACAUUGCUUAAUUUGAGGCUGUGAGGAAAUACUGGGACUUGCAGUUCAAGGGGCAAAGAAUCAUGGCUUAAUGCAAGUAGUCAUUGCCGCCGACUCAUAAAACGUGCCUGAAUCCAUUUGAUUUUAGCCAUCACCCAGAUAUAUCAGAUCAUUGCAAAGGCUUUGCUGCAUGUAGUCUUCUGCUAAUUCAUCAUAUAAAUAUACCAUUCAGCAAAAUCCAUCCAGCAACCGGCAAAACAAAUGGCUCAGAUUUACCGUGUGUAGUAUAUCUUAUAUUUAUUUAACAAAACGUUCCAAUACUGAGAGUGGAAGUUUUAACUGGAUAAUAGAGACAAUUGGGACUUAUUUAUUAUUAUUGGUGCACCAUUCAAACAAUGGGCCAUUCUCUCCAAUAAGGCAAUGUGCACUAUGGGGGAGAUUUAUUAAAACCUGUGCAGAGGCAAAGUUGACCAGUUGCCGAUAGCAACCAAUCAGAUUGCUUCUUUUAUUUUGUUGAGGCCGUUUCAAAAAAUAUAAGAAGCAAUCUGGUUGCUAUGGCCAACUGGUCAACAGGUUUUGCUACAUCUCCCCCAAUAUUCUUAAAUAAGAGGCAAACUCUAUGGAAUACUGAGCUUAAAGAGUACCUAUCAUCAUCUAAACUCUCCCUAAUCCCCCCCCCCAUCUGUCCCUGACUCCCACUGACUCGAUCCCUGUCUUUAUCUAGUAUUAAAACCCCCUAAAAAUACCUUUUUUUUCUCCCUGUCCUGCUGCUCAUUCUCCUGCCGUGUGCGAGGGGAGGGAGGGGGCGUGGCCUGGCAGGCGCCAUCUGAUGGGAAUUGAAGACCUAGAUCAGACUUAUGCAGAUUUGCAAAGGCAGAACCGAAGUUUCCUAUUAGAAGAGCAGCGCACCACUGACUCGGGGCCAAGUCAGGAGUGCACCCUGCUGAGGUACAAGCACAGCGCUCACUACCUCCUGUCUGAUUGACAGGCGGGGAGCUGCGCUGAGCACGCCUGUGUCCUGGCUGCAGUCUGUGAUUUUGGACUCAUGCCAGGAGUCUGAAAUCAAUACAAAAACUUGCGGCCAGGACUGCUAGGGAGACCCCUAGUGAACGAGUUUUUAAAAUUGAAAAUACAACCUAUUUGAAAGUGAUUAAUUAGGCAUUCAUCUUUAACAUAUAAAAAGUUUUUUGGAUGAAAGGUACUCUUUAAAACAAACUCAGGUUGGACCUCUUCUUGUUCUCUGUUGCUUUUCUAUAUAGAAAAAGGCAGAAAACCAUAAAAAAAUCAGUAGAAGUAAAAUCCUAAAGACCUGCCCAAAUGAUGUUUUGCCCAAAACAUCAUAUUUUUUAUAUAUUAAUGCUAAAACUAAAAUACAUAGAAAAAUUCGACCCAAUUAUCGUAUAUGACAACACAUUAAUAAACUGUCUUUUAGCUCACAGGGAAACUGUCAUGUGGCACAAGCUGAUCUGCCAUCAUCGUCAUGUCAUAAAGUAGCAGAACCUAAGCAGUCUGAUAUAGGCUAUGUUCACACAAUGGAAUUUCCGCAAGGAAUUCGGCAUUAGAAUUCCACACAGUCAUUCUGCAGCAGCAGAGUCCUAUUGAUAUCAAUGGGAUUCUGCCACACUGUUCAAAUUUCAAUGUCCACAGAAAGAAUAGACUUGUCUAUUCUUUUUGUGGAGUCCACACGGAAAUGCAUUGCCGUCUAUGAGUCAACGCAUUUCUGAGUGGUCCUAGCGCCAGCAUCUUCUACCGGCGCUCCACUGUCGGGGGAAUGUCCGUGCGGACAUUCGCCCCUGUGAACAUAGCCAUAUAGUUUUCUGGGAAAAGUUUCAUUAGAACUUCAGUAAAAACUAUUUGAUUAAAAUCUCUGUUCAUUCUGGGCUAAGGAGUCCAGUGGGUGGUCCUAAUCAAUUACUGACAGCCCACCACACUCCUAAGCCCAGAAUAAGCUGCUAUUUCAAUCAAGUUACAAGUAAUCUUUUCCCACAAAACUAUAUAUUAACUAUCUCAACAUAAUGCUGGUGGAAUGGACAGCAAUUAUAUGGUGACAGGGUUACCUUUUACAGUGACUCUCCUCCUUUCCAACAUGUCCUUUUUGGUUCCAAAUUUGUGCCGACUAAUAGAGUGCUUGUAUUAUGCAAUCUUCUUCAGGCCCAUAGACAGUGAAUGGGGUGUCAGUUCACACCCAUAACCAUCAUUCAGACAAGGAAUUUGGGUCCCUUAUUCUCAUGGUUGUUGGGAAUUCCAGCAGUCAGACCUCCACUUAUUACUUAUCCUGUAUUAUGUAUGGCUCAAACUAGAUAGAUGAAAGUCUCUUGUUCAGAACCUUCAACAAAUGGCAAGGGGGAGAGUGGCUAUAUGGAACUUCUUUCUUAGAAGGACCCAAAACAAAAAUAGAUGGCUAAAUCUAUAGAAGGCUUGAUGUUGUCUGACUGGUGCUGAACAAAAUUGAUCCAAUUGUUGGAAACAGAUCUCCAACAUGUUUGAGCGGUGGCCUCACAUAGUGUGACUCUGCCAGAUCAUCAUCAGGAAACUCGGGUGUAGCUAAAAUUGAACUACAAGUCACAGCAAGCCCUUACAGCCACUGAAAAGCAAAUAAUUACAGCUAGACCAAUGACAUAUGGCAGACUGAAGGUUAUUCUUACUGCAAACGUCUGUGCUUUUUAUAGACAUCCAUAUACUAAACUUACCUUUCU
Messenger RNA from Hyla sarda, 11809 nucleotides. RefSeq names its product coiled-coil domain containing 88A (gene CCDC88A). The coding region runs from base 512 to 6463 and encodes 1983 amino acids. Gene Ontology annotation, biological process: cytoplasmic microtubule organization; cytoskeleton-dependent intracellular transport. Gene Ontology annotation, molecular function: microtubule binding; dynein light intermediate chain binding. Lineage: Eukaryota; Metazoa; Chordata; Amphibia; Anura; Hylidae. The record is from RefSeq and is a predicted model, not a curated record. The transcript has 31 exons. Gene Ontology annotation, cellular component: cytoplasm; centrosome.